Molecule: messenger RNA, 1245 nt
Organism: Helianthus annuus (common sunflower)
Lineage: Eukaryota; Viridiplantae; Streptophyta; Magnoliopsida; Asterales; Asteraceae
Exons: 3
Coding region: 2-901 (299 amino acids)
Source: RefSeq, a predicted model, not a curated record
AAUGGAGAAAACGCAAAAGAAAGUAACAUUUUUACUGAGGUUAAGAGAUGAAGGAUCAACAAGGAUGCCUGACGCGGCUGAAGAUGAAUACAAGAACGAUAAGCCAAAAGGCAUAUUGAAAAGGAAGAACAUAACGAAAUCUGAGGAUGUCAGUACAAGGAAAAGUAAACGAAAACAUAACGAAACAACUGAAGACGUCGAAGGAGAUAAAGGUGUUGAAGGAGUCCAUACCAGGAAUGAAGGAGCUCGUACUAGGAAUACAAGGUCCGUAAAAUCAAAAAGCACGCCAGCGGGAAACGACGGAAGCACGUACGAGGUGGAUAUGGAAGAUGUUGAUGAAACGAAGAACAGAGCAGUUAUAACAACGAAUAAGACAGGAGACAUAACGGAAAAAAAGCCAGUGAUUCAAAGAUCUUUUCGGGCAGUUAAAUGGCGUUCCAUACGUACACGUUUAUCACCGCAUCAACUUCUAAGGGGGAUAAACGCAAUGUCAAACAAACAGAAGCAGACAGUACAAAACAUGGGGUUCGGGAGUAUACUAAAGAUCAAAACAGACAGCAUACCAGGAAGACUGGCACAUUUUGUAGUAGAUAAGUUUAACCAAAGAGACAUGGUGAUUAAGCUGAGUGUAGGUAAUAUAGAGGUCAACGAAAAUGUAGUAAGCGGGUUGUUAGGAUUAAGAAACGGUGGGGUUGUGUUGAAUUAUCAAAGAAAAGAGAGCAAAAAAGGGAGAAGUAAGGACAAAACAAAGAAAAGUGAAAAGAAUAAGGAAACCAAAAAGCACGACGAUGAAGAACAAGUGAACAUAGUUAAAGGGACAAAGAAAGGGAAAAAAAGAAAGGGAAAACACGCAGAAAGAAGCAAUCGAUAUAAACGAAGAAGAAGCAGACGACAAAGAUGAAAGUCGUGGGACAUAUGCCAUGUGGACCCAUUUGUACAAAGGGUGUCCAAUGACACCAAGUAGGAUAGUUGAAAGAAUAGUAUGUAAUCAAGAUGACGACGGGGUAUUUUUCAAAUACGAUUUUUUAGCGUUGUUUAUGAACACAAUGGUAGAGACAAAGAAAGAUGGGACGUGUAAAACAGAUUUUCUCGAGUGUUUAAACCGAUUUUCUCGAGUGUUUAAACGAAAACAUCGCCUUGGAAAACGUGAACUGGUGCAAAUUUAUAUGUGACACAAUCAAGAACAGCAAGGACGGUUGGCAGCGAGACAGCAAGUCCAUAUAUUUCAAUGGCGCGCUCACCAUU